Heterostelium album PN500 is the source of this 708-nucleotide messenger RNA. RefSeq names its product glutaredoxin family protein. The coding region runs from base 1 to 708 and encodes 235 amino acids. The transcript has 2 exons. NCBI's taxonomy places the organism in Eukaryota, Evosea, Eumycetozoa, Acytosteliales, Acytosteliaceae. The record is from RefSeq and is a predicted model, not a curated record.
AUGUCGAUUACAAUUACAACAUUAGAUCAAUUAAAUGAAGUACUUUCAAAUAAUAGAUUUGUAGUUUUAGAUUUUUGGGCAGAUUGGUCAAAGCCAUGUUUGUCUAUGAACUCAAUAGUCGAUCAAUUAGCUACACAAUGUCCAAAGUUAAAGUUUGUAAAGAUUGAAGCAGAGAAAACAACUGAUAUAUCAUUAAAGUAUGACAUUAAAUCUGUACCAUCAUUCUUCUUUGUUAAAGAGAAGACAGUUGUAGAUUCGUUGGUUGGUGCCGAUCCAUCGGCUUUGACAAUGAAGUCGUUACAGCAUCACGCUAAAGCAGACGAUGGAAAGGAUUCAGGUGCAGCCGCUGCUACACCAUCUGCAGAGGUUUUGGGUCGUAUCAAGGAACAAGAGGAAGAGGAAAAGAAGAAAUUGAAAGAGAGAUUACAUUCAUUGGUCAAUCAACAACCAGUGAUGUUGUUUAUGAAAGGUACACCAGAAGCACCACAAUGUGGAUUCAGUUCAAAGACAGUUGCAAUUCUCAACAAAGACGGAUUUUCAUUUGGUUCAUUCAACAUCUUGGCUGACCCAGCGGUACGUGAGGGUCUCAAGGAAUAUUCAAACUGGAAGACCUACCCACAAUUAUAUAUUAACGGUAGUUUGGUUGGUGGAUACGAUAUUGUAAAGGAGAUGCACGAAGAGAAUGAAUUGGUAGCACUCAAACCAUAA